Messenger RNA from Galleria mellonella (greater wax moth), 3145 nucleotides. RefSeq names its product protein roadkill (gene rdx). Bases 242 to 1516 code for a protein of 424 amino acids. Gene Ontology annotation, cellular component: nucleus; cytoplasm. The transcript has 8 exons. The record is from RefSeq and is a predicted model, not a curated record. Gene Ontology annotation, biological process: proteasome-mediated ubiquitin-dependent protein catabolic process; regulation of proteolysis. Gene Ontology annotation, molecular function: ubiquitin protein ligase binding. Lineage: Eukaryota; Metazoa; Arthropoda; Insecta; Lepidoptera; Pyralidae.
AACCACAGACUUCGCCAUUUCAGUCGCCCGUCAAACGUCGAUCGUAUUAAACGUCUGUCGCGGUAACGCACAAAACUUAUUAGCCAUGUGGUGAAGUGAAACUGUCAAACGUGAUACACUUUUGCACACUUGUGUUGUUCAGUUUCAGUGGACACUAUUAAACUUUACUGCUUGACUUGUGGUGUUUUGUUUGUUUGAAGUGGUGUCACUGUUUUGGGAAAUUGGAUUAUACGAAAGAAUAAUGGCCUUAGCCAGGUAUAAUCAGCAAACCGCGCGCUCCUCUUGGUUAAAGCUCGGGUCGGGCAGCGAGUGCGGCGGUGGAGGGUCGGGCGGCGGCGCGCCCGCUCCACAGUCGGCGCGCGUGUCCUCAAACGGCGCCGGCGGGAUGGCGGUGAGCCGCGUGCCCAGCCCGUUACAUGACGGGAACACGCCUGUCGCCGAAAACUGGUGCUUCACACAGGUCAAAGUGGUGAAAUUCAGUUAUAUGUGGACAAUAAACAAUUUUAGUUUUUGUAGAGAAGAAAUGGGUGAAGUGUUGAAAUCAUCGACUUUUUCAGCCGGUGCUAGUGAUAAAUUAAAAUGGUGUCUCCGUGUUAAUCCUAAAGGACUCGAUGAAGAAAGCAAAGACUAUUUAUCAUUAUAUUUAUUAUUAGUGUCAUGUAAUAAAUCAGAAGUGCGGGCAAAAUUUAAAUUUUCAAUAUUGAAUGCUAAACGGGAAGAAACCAAGGCAAUGGAGUCACAGCGAGCAUACAGAUUUGUACAAGGCAAGGAUUGGGGAUUCAAAAAAUUUAUAAGGAGAGAUUUCCUAUUAGACGAAGCGAACGGCCUCCUGCCCGAAGACAAAUUAACGAUAUUCUGUGAAGUGUCAGUAGUCGCGGACAGCAUCAAUAUUAGCGGACAAAGCAAUGUAAUGCAGUUUAAAGUACCAGAAUGCAGACUCUCUGACGACUUAGGAGCUCUCUUCGACAAUGAAAGGUUUUCAGAUGUCACACUAGCAGUCGGAGGCAGGGAAUUCCAAGCACAUAAAGCUAUUUUAGCAGCGCGGAGUCCUGUUUUCGCGGCCAUGUUUGAACACGAAAUGGAGGAGCGCAAGCGCAAUCGGGUGGACAUCACUGACGUAGACCAUGAAGUAUUACGAGAAAUGCUGCGCUUUAUUUACACUGGCCGCGCGCCUAACCUCGACAAAAUGGCUGAUGAUUUACUAGCUGCAGCGGAUAAGUACGCGCUGGACCGAUUAAAAGUAAUGUGUGAAGAAGCGCUUUGCUUGAGCCUAUCAGUUGAGACGGCGGCAGAUACACUCAUAUUGGCAGACCUUCACUCAGCAGAUCAGCUCAAGGCACAGACGAUCGAUUUUAUCAAUACGAGCCACGCGACGGACGUCAUGGACACAGCGGGUUGGAAGAAUAUGAUCUCGUCCCACCCGCACCUGAUCGCGGAGGCUUUCCGCGCGCUUGCCACCCAGCAGCAACAGAUCCCGCCCAUCGGCCCGCCGCGCAAACGCGUGAAGCAAGCCUAGUGCCCAGGCGAGUCGCACGAGUCGCCCGCUACCCGCCUCUAUACCAAAGACACGCCACACGGCACACACAUAUUCGAAUUCUACGUCGGCUGACCUACUGCGCGUAUCUCCCCUCACCUAUCGCCCGUAUAUUAUUCUAUUCUACGACAAGGCUGCAAUCUGUAAUAUUAUUGUUAGAGUUUACGUGUACCAUAAUCAGUGAGAUUCGGAGUGAGAGUGGCCGGUGGGUGUGUUCGUAUAAUUAGUUGUGGAUCCACGAAUCCACCCUUUCGUUUACUAUGAUUGAUCUCAAGACGAUAUUCGAUCCUAAUGUUUUUAUUUUGUCUCUCGCGGUCGUUUUAUGCACCGCAUUUAAUGUAAAGAUGAUACGCUGGACGCUUUUUGCGCGUUGAUGUAGUUUUGGAAAAUAGGCUUGGAAUUUAAUAUUUUAUGUAUGUCGUUUUUGUGGACAUUCUCUUGCAGUUAUGUUUAAUUGUAAAUUAUUACUAUGUAUUAAAUAUGAAGCUCAUGUCUACAAGAUGUUAUCCAUGUCAUGCAAUUAAAUACAUGAUUGUUAUAAAUUGGCUAACAUAAUGAUAUAAGUCAUAAAGGAUAUUGUGAUGCUAAAAUUUGAAUUAUUUGAAGUCAUUGUAUGCCAGAGUGCAAUGUUUAUAUGGAUAUUAUUGGUGUUUCUCAUUACCAUAGAAAUCGAUCGGUUUAUUUCAACGAUUCUUGUUAGAGGUUUAAAGGUAGCCCUUUUGGACAUAUUUCAAAGUAGUUACAGUAAGCGAACGCAAUAAAACUGUGUAUUGUAUGAAACAUUGUUUUGAACAAACUGUUGCCAAAUGAAUCGCGCGUACUCAAAAUCACAACUGGAGACUAAUUGCAUUUGGGAGCAUUGUGUCCAAAGCAGUGAUACAUUUAGAAGUUGUAGGUGACUCGAGUGAUUGUAAUAAGUCUAUUGAACUUGUUGGUAAUUGUAUAUAGAUGAGCUACGAUCCCACCAUUAAAAUAUUUCUAAGUAAUAAAUCAUAAGUUGUAUCACAGAUGACAACCAUUCAUUUUUUUAUCGUAUUCUAGGACAUUAUUCCAAUGGCAUAUUGUGAUGAUUUUUUUUUCAAUUUCCAUAGGUUAUACACAUGCUUUGUUUUGUUUUCAUAUGUAAAUAACCGAGAUAUUUUUAAAUUAAACAUUAAGUUGUCGUUGGUUUCGCUUUGUCGAUUGUAAAUUGCAUCUAUACUUUGUCCAACGCGACGUUAUAAUUCGCCGUUCAUUAUUGCUCACUUGAAAAAUAAGUUUGAUGAUAAAUUAUCACAAAAAAGAAAUCUUUUUUAAUGUCUAUUAUUUUCCACUUUCAAUGGAUUUUUACUGUAUUUUUCGUUUUACGAAAAAUUAUUCAGUUAACAUACUUUUAUAUCCUUUUAUUAGUAGGUAUGUAAAAAUUACCCAAUAUCGAAUAAAUUGUACUGUGGCCAAUAAAUAUUAAUGUUUAAUAAAUAAAAUUUUGUACCCAUUUCCCAUUUAAAUAGUUGACAACUGUUAUUGUCAUAAAUAGCUACAAAACAGUUGUCAAAAAUAACUGUGAUUUUCGAAAAUUGUCAGUAAGUUGAGCAAAUAAACGAAGUGAUGUAAUAAAAUGACUAUAAUUUA